AUUACUUCUCAUACGUCCGGGGUGUAAAAACAAGAAAAAGAUAAGAAGAUAGAAAGGUGAUAUUGAUAACAGCCCAACUACAUUCGGGAAGCACGGCCAUCAAACAGCCUCGUCUUCCCGUUAGCACGACUGCGACACUAGCCGGCUAAUCAAGCCCAGCAAACCCAAGUGUCUGCACCCAAGCAGUUUCUUCGUCUGGCAGCAGGGAAAGGAGUUGCCACUUGAAGACAGUGGGGCUCUCUGAUGAUCCCCCUGUUCAUCCGAUGAACCCCAUCAACUCCAUGAAACCCUCCCUACCUCCCACUCCACAAAGCAGUGACAGCCCCUUCUUAAAUGACCCAGUCUCCUGGCAACCAGGUACCAAUCAGCACGCAGGAUCUCUCUCAGUAGUAACCACUGUGUGGGGCGUGACCAAUCCCACACACAGCCAGGUGUUUGGCUCACCCAUGGGUCCAGGUGAGAGCUCUGGCAGUCACAUGAUGGCUGGUGGCCGCCCUGGUAUGGGUGCUGGCAUGGCCUCCCAGUUCAUGGGACAACAGUCUUAUGAAGACGCUGUAUCUAAAGGCUACGGCCAUCCAGUCAUGUAUGGACGCCCUAGCACCGCCUACAACCCAUCCUCAGCCUAUGGUGGAAGUUACUCUGGUAACAGUGGAGGUGCCGGUCUCGGCGUGCGUCCUCCCUCAGACUUCACUCAGGCUGCAGCUGCUGCUGUCGCCGCUGCAACAGCAACUGCCACUGCCACAGCAACUGUUGCAGCAAUACAGGAAAAACAGAACCAGGAGCUGAGUUAUGGACAGAUGUGCGGAGCAUCCACUUACAGCACCCAGUUCUUGUCACAUUCAGGCCCCCGCGGCACUCCAGUAAUGAACCCUGCUGGGAUGGUCCAUUCCAGGAUUGGAACUCCCCUCUCAACCGGGGGCUUGUAUGCGUCUCACCCCGCACAGGCGCAGAAGAUGGUCCAGCACGGGGGCUAUUCUGGUGGACAGCAGGGGCUUAAACGGCCUUUCCAUUCAGAGGGUUUUCCUGUGCAGCAAUAUGGCUCUGGUGGGAUGUCAGGGUACCCCAACCAGCCUCUGCAGUACCCAGCUGGCCCACAGCAGAAAUGUGCCCCCUCACCCUCUUACUCCUCCAGCAGGAUGCCUUUAAUGGGACAGUACACUUCUGGAUCACACAACCCAGCACAGUACCCCCCUGGAGCAGGCCAGCCCAAUCCUCCACAGUAUUAUAAAUCAGAGCCUUUCAGUGGUCAGGGCAGCCUGCCAUCAGCAGGCGGAUACAAUGCAUUCGCACAGGCUGCAGUGAACGGGCCAGGUCGGGGUGGAGUAAUGUCCGGGUAUCCCAGUUCACCAAUGGGAGGGAACCCCACCCCUCCAAUGACACCUGGCACCACCAUACCCCCCUAUCUAUCCCCAGGCCAGGACAUAAAACCCCCGUACCUUCCGCCAGACACCAAACCCAACAUUAGUACCCAGCAGCCCACUACAGGUAACCCCAGUGAUGACCUGCGGCUGACUUUCCCGGUACGAGAUGGUGUUGUGUUAGAGCCAUUCAGACUGGAGCACAACCUGGCCGUCAGUAACCACGCCUUCCAGCUCAGAGACUCCGUCUAUAAAACACUUAUGCUGAGACCUGACCUGGAGCUGCAGUUUAAGUGCUACCACCACGAGGACAGACAAAUGAACACUAACUGGCCCGCCUCUGUACAAGUGAGUGUCAAUGCAACCCCUCUGUCCAUUGAAAGAGGGGACAACAAAACCUCCCACAAGCCUCUAUACCUAAAGCAAGUGUGUCAGCCAGGUCGUAACACAGUACAAAUCACCGUAACAGCCUGCUGUUGUUCCCACUUGUUUGUAUUACAGCUGGUCCACCGGCCCUCUGUCAGGUCUGUCCUGCAGGGUUUGAUGAAAAAGAGACUGCUGCCUGCUGAGCACUGCAUCACAAAGAUAAAGAGAAAUUUCAGCAGUGGAACGAUCCCCGGGACCCCCGGUCUGAACGGUGAGGACGGUGUGGAGCAGACGGCAAUCAAAGUUUCUCUCAAAUGCCCGAUAACGUUCAAACGAAUCCAGCUGCCGGCCAGAGGUCAUGACUGCAGACACAUUCAGUGUUUUGACCUGGAGUCCUAUUUGCAACUUAAUUGUGAAAGAGGGACCUGGAGAUGUCCUGUGUGCAAUAAAACAGCUUUGCUAGAGGGGCUGGAGGUCGACCAGUACAUGCUCGGAAUUCUCAUCUACAUUCAGAACUCUGACUAUGAGGAGAUCACCAUAGACCCGGUGUGCGGUUGGAGGCCAGUGCCUGUCAAACCAGACCUUCACAUAAAGGAGGAGCCUGACGGCCCGGUAUUGAAACGCUGUCGCACAGUCAGCCCGAGUCACAUGGUCCUGCCCAACGUCAUGGAAAUGAUCGCUGCCCUGGGCCCAGCGUCCUCUCCCUACCAGACUCUGACAGCAGGAGGCAGAAGCACCCCCGACUACAACAGGCCAGGGAGCCAGGGAUUCUCCAGCCAAACAGGGUUCACAGAUUUCCCCAGUACUCCAGGCACCCCGACACUAGGAGAGUAUGCCUCUGCUUCUGGACCACCUCCUCCACUCCCCUAUCAGUCGGACCAGGCACCUCAUGCUGGACAAAUGGAACACACCCAGCAUAUAAUGCAGCAGCACAGUUCAGGUGUUCAUGGUAACCAGGGUCUCUGUGACGCCGGCAAUUUAUUGCCGCAGCGGAACACCAAUACCCAGAACUCCCGGCUCCAGAGUGACAGCUCCUUUGCUCUUGGAGGCCCAGGAGCACCUGGAGGAGAAGGAGCCGAUCAUGCACUAGACUAAAUGUGACGCUACGAUGAUCUGAAGAUGGUCUGCAUUUGUCAAAUUUCUCUCCUGUGUUUAUUCUCGUCUUCCAGCAGCAGCAGCAGCAUCACCUUCCAGCUCCAAUUUCCUGUUUCAGGCAGUCUCUGUAGUUGCUACUGGAGAUAUUUAAGAUUUCAUUAAAAAUGAUCUAUUUAAAAAAAAUGCUUUUUCAAAAUAACAUCCCACUGGGUAAAUUGUCAGGAUUUUUUUCAAGCAUUAACAGUAGAGUUGGGAAUUGGAGGCGGUGAUUUUGGCUGCACUGGUUUCAGUAGUAAAGUUUCCAUGAAUUGAAAAUUUUGGGAUCUUUUAUUCAAAAAGUCAAAGGUGCAAGUCUGUGUAUAUAAACUCCCAAGGUACAUUUCAGCAAAAAACUUAGAUUACUUAGCUUAAACGCCUGUCCUGCUUGCUGCUAACAAUGGGCGAGAGCUAAAAAGGUGUUACGUUUUACUAUCUGCAUUAGUUUUUUUGUCUUACUGGCUUCUUUUCCAUGGCCGGUUCCACGGCUGUUGAGGCUCAUGUGUAUUGUAGUAUUUAGAGCCAUGCACCAAACCGACAGACAAGACGUGAUUAUCAGAAAUAAUUAAGAAUUGUGGUCAUAACAUGAAGCUACAGGGUUGUUAAAUUAUCCAGCAAAAUCCUUUGUUUUCGAUGUUCUGUGACAUUGAGGACAUAGUUUAAAUGAAAUGGGAACACAUAAUGGUAAACGGUGAAUCCAACUUCAUGACUCUAUACAGCAGAUGUUGGGUAAAUCCUCGCAUCUGAACAUGCAUGUGAUUCAUCGCAUGACUGUUGAAAGUUGCUUGAUAAAUGUGUUUUAUACUUCACACUCAGUGAAGAACUUUUUUUUAUUCCUAAAUCUUCUUUUGUUUAACCUAAAUUUCAUUGGGUUUCAUGUUGUUUAUGUAGAAGGAAGACCUAAAGUACCAGUGCCAGCGAGGUGAAAAAUACACAGACACACACUUUAAAUAUCUGUGAUCUCAAUUUUUAUACAAAGGUUGUAGUAGUGUCCAUGUUGUGGUUCUUUAGAGCAGUACUUAGGGUCAAGUUUUGAUAAAUACAGGUCCUGACUUUCAGUAUCUCAAUUCAAACAUCACUGAGAUUACAGCAGAAACAAAUGAAAAAACUAUAUUUUUACUGCUAAAAAUGAGUAGUUAAAUGUAGUCCUUUUUUGUUUUUUGUUAUGAAGCUUCUUCCUGAACUGACCAACCCAGACGAGCUGCUGUCCUACCUGGGGCCCCCCGACCUGCCCAACAACAGCAGCGAUGACCUGCUGUCUCUGUUUGAGAACAACUGAAGACCUUCAGUUUUUCACACCGGUCACUUUCCAGUCCAGCUCAGCCCCCUACGUCGGAAAAAGACUGCACCAUCUCUGUUGGGACCCACUUGGGGGUGUGUGUGUGUGUGUGUGUGUGUGUGUGUGUGUGUGUGUGUGUGCGUGUGCGUGUGCGUGUGCGCGCGCGUGUGACAAACAUACUGUAAAUGGUGUGUCAUGGCCUUUUCUGCCAUUUGAAAGCUAUUUGUAUGUUUUUAAAUUGUUUCAAUGUAUAACCCAUCAGCUGUCAGCUGACAUGAAAUAAGGCAGUAAAAGAUGUCAAGAUCAAACUUGUUCUUAUUACCACUUUUUAAAACUGAUGUGUUUUUUCUUCUUCUAUGAAUUCCACACAAGGCGACAAUAAAUUAUGUCACUUGAAAAUUUCAGCAACACAAUAAUAUUAUAUUUGGAAAUUAUGGACUAUUUAACAGCAAAUUUAUGAGUAGAAAAAGUUUUUAAUUUGUAAACUAUUACAUUUAACAUAUUUUGUAACUCAUUGUAAUUGCCAUUAUUUUUUAUUUAUUUUUAGUUAUAAUCGUCGUCGUUACAUUGUCUCUUUCCUGGAAGUCAGAAUCACAAUUAAAAAUCACAUUAUUUGAGGAAU
Scophthalmus maximus (turbot) is the source of this 4756-nucleotide messenger RNA. Its product is annotated as zinc finger MIZ domain-containing protein 2-like. Lineage: Eukaryota; Metazoa; Chordata; Actinopteri; Pleuronectiformes; Scophthalmidae. The coding region runs from base 264 to 2819 and encodes 851 amino acids. Gene Ontology annotation, molecular function: zinc ion binding; SUMO ligase activity. The transcript is spliced from 20 exons. The record is from RefSeq and is a predicted model, not a curated record. Gene Ontology annotation, biological process: protein sumoylation; regulation of transcription by RNA polymerase II.